CAAAGGUGCGGGUUUUCGUUUCCGCCCCGUCCAGGCAGUAGACGGAUGAUGAUGUAGAAGUUCACCGGUGCGGUCCACUUCAACCGGUGCUAAAUGAAACAAACCGACCGGGCGGUCCGAUCCCCACCCAUCCCUUUAGCUUGCACGCCCCGUCUCGCCCCCUCACGCCCUAAUAAAUAGCGACGACGAGGUUUUCAGUCACAUAUCACUUUCUCUUCCAUAUCCUCUUCCAACCUCCUCUUCCUCUCUCCCUCUCUCCCUAUAUCCUAUAUCGACAACCUAAUGGAAGAUGCCGACAAGCAGAUGUUGGAGGCGGCGGAGACGCUCAUCCUCUGCAGCCUCCUGCCGUUCAGCCGGCCGCCGGUGACCAUAUGCGAUGUCUAUCCGUUGAAUCCGUCGAAGCCAUCGACGAACCUUGAGAUGAUUCCCUCCUCGUUUCUUCCCCCAUGGGGGCUUCGAUCGAGGAGAUCUCGCUGCUGCUGCAUCUCGAAACAGGAGCAGGAGGACCAAUCGUCGGCUCCGGUUGAUGCGACCCGUCCUAGUCCCGCAACACCUCUCGACUUCGCCUCCACUUACUUACCUUCAACAAGCGGCAGUGACGAUGCUCCUUCCCAGUCAGCGAUACCAACGAACAACCGCCGCCGAGCCGGCGACUCCUCUGUCGCUCUCUGUGACGUCGAUCAAAAGGUUAGCGGGGUCGGACAGGCGCCGUUGGCUGGUAUGGGAAUCACUUCGACUAAGCCCGUCAGACUGGGAAAGAGGAAGAUGUUCACUGAGCUCCAGGCGCAGGAGAGAUUGUUGGUGGAUGAGAACACAAUGCUCAGAAUGAGAGUGGAAUCCAAGCGGAAGGAGCUCGAGGCUUUAAUUGCGGAAAACCGGAGACUACAGUGUAAGAAGGGGUAUGAUGGCUCUGAUUCUAGUCUUUAUGGCACUGGAGGUAAAAAGUCCUCUUCAGGUUUAGAAAUGAAGACACCAGUGCAAAGGACUGGCAAUCCAACACCUAGAAGGAUGACUCCAGAUAGAGCGCGUGGAAUGGAAGCACCAAGGAAUGGUUUUUCUUCUAAUCGGGAUUUAAGUCAUUGCUUCUAUUUGAGGAAGUCCAGCCCGCAGCAUUCCAGAGCUGCAGAUGAAGCGGCAAAGCCUCAAUUUUGUUUGCCAGAUUUAAACGAGCCUGCAAUGGCUACAUGA
Messenger RNA from Phalaenopsis equestris, 1188 nucleotides. RefSeq lists its product as uncharacterized. NCBI's taxonomy places the organism in Eukaryota, Viridiplantae, Streptophyta, Magnoliopsida, Asparagales, Orchidaceae. The record is from RefSeq and is a predicted model, not a curated record. Bases 283 to 1188 code for a protein of 301 amino acids. The transcript has 7 exons.